Molecule: messenger RNA, 2109 nt
Organism: Dioszegia hungarica
Lineage: Eukaryota; Fungi; Basidiomycota; Tremellomycetes; Tremellales; Bulleribasidiaceae
Product: Spc98 family-domain-containing protein
Exons: 11
Biological process (GO): mitotic cell cycle; spindle assembly; microtubule nucleation
Cellular component (GO): gamma-tubulin small complex; equatorial microtubule organizing center; spindle pole
Molecular function (GO): microtubule minus-end binding; gamma-tubulin binding
Source: RefSeq, a predicted model, not a curated record
CGACCCGUCUUCCCCUCUGACCUUCUCCUGCGCGACACCCUCUAUCUCCUCCAAGGGAUCGACGGGCGCUAUAUCCAUUUCGCGCGCCGACCGCCAAAGGAGCAAAAUCCAUAUGCGACCCAAGCUGCGCGAGCGGCUGAUGGACUGGGCUUCCCCCUACCAAAGGGGGAGAAGGAGACGCCUGAUGAGGACGAUGGGUACAUGUCAGCGCCGACGAGGACAAUCCUAGUCCAACUGUCAGAGAUGGGGGUGAUGUAUCGCAAAGUCACAGAGUUUAUCAAUACUCGACAGGCUGGGACAAGUAGGGGCGGGAUGACGGAACAGAGCUUGUGCCAUUUCCUACACCAUGAAUUGUCGGAAUACCAUCGUCUACUCGCUGUCCUCGAGUCGCAACUGUCUGAGAGUCUUACUUCUCCAGAGGGCCCCGCCUCUGGGCUGACUCUACUCCGACUGGGACUGUGGACGGAGGAAAUGAAGAUCAAGAUGAGAAUCAUGAGCGAGAUUGUCGAUGACGCUAUGAGCGCACAUGGUGGAGCUCUAGUAUCCCGUAUACAUGCUCGAACGCGACAUGGCGACCCCUUCGUCCGGCGGUUCAUGGAUCAGAUUCUCGAAGAGGUCUCUAAACCCUUCUUCCUCAGUCUCCAAAGAUGGAUCUUCUCCGGAGACCUCCACGAUCCCUUUGAAGAGUUCUUUGUCCAGCUCAACCCCGACCCGCUCAUGCGCGAAGGCAGUACCCCAUAUUCCACCGACUUGGGAUUUGGGAGCGGCCUCGACGCGAUCGGAUCUGGAGACGAAGCGGGCAAAGUAUGGGAGAAGAAGUAUGUGUUUGUCAAGGCGAUGGUUCCUGGUUUUGUCAAUGAGGACUUUGGGAAGAAGAUCUUCUCGACGGGACGGAGUCUGAAUUUUAUCCGGUAUACGUGCCACGAUAGCGAGUGGAUCGAGACGCAGGCCAAGCUCGCUAAUGCCGGUCGAGCAUUGAAGUAUAGCGACCUCGCGGGACUUGAACGGUCUAUAGAUGACGCCUACGCAAUAGCCAGCGACCGACUCCUCGAGAUUUUCUUUGACAAGUUCCGGCUUCUAGAGCACCUCCGCGCACUCAAGUCAUACCUCAUGCUUGGCGCUGGAGACUUUACAGAGGUCCUCCUCGAAGCUAUAUCACCGAGACUCGCCAAGCCCGCUAUCAGUCUAUAUCGGCACCACCUGACGUCUGACCUCGAGACUGCCAUCCGCGGUUCCAAUGCGCAGUAUGACGACCCCGAUAUCCUCCGUCGGCUCGAUGCGAGGAUACUGGAGUACGCGCACGGCGAAUUGGGAUGGGACUGUUUUGCCCUCGAGUAUAAGGUCGAGGCGCCGCUCAAUGCCUUGUUGGACAGUCGGGCGAUGGCAGAGUAUGAUCGGCUGUUUCAUCAUUUGUGGAGAGUCAAGAGGGUCGAGGUGGCGCUCUCGAGUGGGUGGAUGAAGGUCGUUAGUAGUUCCAGGAUGUUUGAGAAGAUCCCAGAACUGGGAAACAACUGGCAUUCUGCCCGGAUAGUCCAAGCGGAGAUGGUCCACUUCCUACGCCAACUCCAAGCAUUCUAUCAGCUCGAAGUGAUCGAAUGCUCCUGGGCCGCCUUGAUGGAGUUUACGGCCAAAAGGCAAGGAGACCUCGAUUCGCUUAUCCAGGCCCACAGGACGUAUCUUGAUCGGGUGGUCAAGAAGGUUUUGUUGCUGGGUCAUCGAAGGGACAAGGAUAUAUUGCUGGGUCUGGUGCAGGACGCUUUCGAGUACAUCCUCCAGUUCCGCGCGGCUACCGACGACCUCUACGCCUGGUCCCUAACAGAAGCUACCCGGCUAGACCAUCUCCGCGAUGCCUCCCGCGGUCUCUACUCCACCCCUUUAUCUACCGGGCCCCGCUCCGAACCCAAUAUCGACGCCCUCGACAAUAUCCGGAAUCGCGUCAAGUCGGCCGCGCAUGCGUUCAGCGAUCGGCUCGCGACGAUCUGUCAUCUUGCGGCGAGCCACCCGGAUUUGGAUAUCAGGUUUUUGGCGGUUAGGAUCAAUUUCAAUGGGGUGUUUAAGCGGAGUAGUGGGAAGAGCCGGAGUGUACGGAGUGGGCAUGAGGGGAGAUGA